AAUGGUCUCAGUGGAUAGACUGUUAGGUCAAUAAAGAAGAGUGGCUCCUUAGUUUGAAUGGUAGUUUGAGGCAUGAUCUUGUACAGCUUAGCAUGUUUCGUGUUAGAUGCUGGUGUUUUUUUUUGUUGCUGAAGGCUUCAGGGCUAAGGUAGUUCUCCGACUCCCCUUUAUAAGUCUUUGGACAUACAGAACCAAACCAGUUUUGUUACUGUACAAAAAUUAUCUUUCAUGUUGGAGGUUUCUCUUGAUAUUUCGUGUGAAGGAAACCUGCAUCUCAUUACUGAGCAUACUUGGUUCAACAUCCUCUGUGCUUGUUCCAGUUGCUUGAGUUCUAGUUAGUUGGAUCAUCACUGAUGAGACCAGGAGGGCCGGGAGGGGGAGGGCCGGGCUGGGGUGGCGGUCCUGGAGGGCCUGGAGGACCCUGGCCGGGUCCUGGCUUCGGGCCUGGAACUGGUGGCUUCUUGGGAGGAUGUGUAGAUGGUCUAUGCGGCAUGAUCACUUCAUGCAUUUCAUGCUUGUGCUGCUGUUGGUUGCUGCAAGAUUGUUUCGGCGGACCAGGUGGCCCAUUCGGUCCUCCUGGCCCCGGAGGUCCCCCAGGGUUCUGAUUCAGUUGCUCCGGCGGCCUUGUUUGGGAAGGAUUUAGUCAGUUGCAUGUAGUUAUUUUCCCAAAAUGGAGUUUUGAGAAACAGGAGUUACUCGAAAUCAGAACUUUUUGUAUUAGCAAUGAGAAUCACUGUUUUCUUCAAAUCACAUGAAAUGGCACAGAAGUAGAAAGAAAUGGUGAACUAAUGAAAUAA
Tripterygium wilfordii is the source of this 797-nucleotide messenger RNA. Its product is annotated as translation initiation factor IF-2-like. The coding region runs from base 354 to 605 and encodes 83 amino acids. NCBI's taxonomy places the organism in Eukaryota, Viridiplantae, Streptophyta, Magnoliopsida, Celastrales, Celastraceae. The transcript is spliced from 2 exons. The record is from RefSeq and is a predicted model, not a curated record.